GGCUCUCAAGGCCUGUGGUUCUGUCCUGCCUUCUGUAACUCUUUGGUGCUGGGGCCAAAUCCAGAGAUGGGUAAGUGCCUCCUGCUGCUGCCGCUGGUGGUCCUGUCCUCACUGCUGAGAUUCCUGCAAGCUCUAGAAUGUUUCCAGUGUCACCGAGUCAAUGCCAGCGGGGUUUGCGAGAACAGGGAAAGCUUCUGCCACACUCAAGGCAGCCAGCAGUGCUUCCUGAGGAAGGUCUACGAAGGUGACACCAUUUCCUAUGGAUACCAGGGUUGUAGCAGCCUAUGUGUUCCUAUGAAGCUCUUUAAAUUCAGUGUUACUGUGGAAUUUAGAUGCUGCCAUGACUCACCUCUCUGCAACAAGUUCUAAAGACAGGGCCCAGCUUUCGCCCUGAUGUGGUGGAUGAAGCUAAGUUAGGAUCCCUUUCAACCACCACAGUCUCCAAGAUUCUGUGAUCUGAAUAUGGGUCCCCUAUGAGAAGCAGCCUCAGACUCGUUCUGUUUUCAGGCCCCCUUUCCUUUCCUUCAUUGCGAGAUGCCCCAGGGAUAAUUUUUGAAACCAAAUUGGGGUGAAGAUUGAUGGGCAUAGCUAGGUCCAAGGCUACCUUCUCCCUUUUCAGGCUCUAAAUCAUCAGUCACAUUGAUUGCUGCUUAAAAAGGCAGCGUCUGUGGAAGGCUGCAUUUGUGAUUCUUCAUGUUCUGGGGGCAGGAACUGAAGGAGGAGGGAGAGUCUUUGAAAGCUGAAAACAGUAGAAGUGUGAGGGGAGUCCAUAAAUGAUGGGUUAGUUGAGUGGGCUAGGUGUUGUAACACAAAUCUCUUAAGUGGCUUAAAUAAAAAAUUAAAAAAAAUGGAGUCACUUAUGUCAAAGUGAUUUAAGAUGGAGUUGGGAGGCUAUUAAGGAAGUGGAACUUACACACGUCCAUCCCUAAACCCAACAUAAACUUUGGACCCAUCCAUCCUGAGACCACCUGGAACUUGCCUUCUUUACUCCUUAGAGACCACAGCUUAGCAACCAAUGUGCUGCCAGCAAGUGAGUGAAAGUCUGCCGGCACCAAUCGUAGUUCUGUAAAGAUAACUUUCGUUACUUCUCUGGAAUAUCUUUUUUUGCCUUUAGAAGCCCCCGCUAUUUUCUGUUCCCCCCGGAGCACAUUUGAGUUGCCAUUCGAAUCGGUGCCUCCCAAAAUGCA
Globicephala melas (long-finned pilot whale) is the source of this 1187-nucleotide messenger RNA. RefSeq names its product protein PIP-1-like. NCBI's taxonomy places the organism in Eukaryota, Metazoa, Chordata, Mammalia, Artiodactyla, Delphinidae. The record is from RefSeq and is a predicted model, not a curated record.